AUUAUUUUUUGUGUUGGAAAAGUAUUUAUCUUUUUCCUUUUCAUUUCUUUCUUUUUCCGGAAAAACAAAUCAUUGAAAGCAACAACUCUCUCCAUGCUACUUCGGCAAAUUGUAUGAUACAGCCUCUUUGGUUUCUAUCAUCUUCUACUUUCAUGAUCAAUCAUUUUUCCUUUUUUCCUCUAUUCUUUUGUUUCUUAGCUAUUGGAAAGAUUAGUGAGAUGGAGGAGGAAGAAGAACACCAUCAUCAUCAUCAACAACACCAUUGGCAACUCAUGAAUUCUCCCGAAAUCGUGGAGAUUUCCGACGACGGCACCGGAAACAGAAAUAUCGGAUUGACAACUAUUAAUGAUGUUUAUGUUGCAGUUGGGAAAAAUGACUUGCAUGUAGUUAAAUGGGCAUUGGAUCAUGCUGUUUCACCAGGAACUCAAGUCUUUCUUGUUCAUGUUUUCCAGCCUAUGACCUACAUUAAUACACCAGUUGGAAGGCUUGCAAGAAGCCAACUGAGCAAUGAUCAGGCGCGAGCAUACGUAAAUGAAGAUCGUAACAAGAGGAAAAAUCUCCUGGAGAAAUACAUACGCCUCUGUAAUGAUUCGAAGGUGAGUUUAGGAAGAAACUUUUUUUUUAAUUAAAUGUUGCUUAAUUUUGUGCCUUAAUUAAUCAGUAUUUGACUGUUGAACAGAUUUCGGUUUUAAUUAAGUUUUAGUUAUCAUUCCGAUCAUCUACAUUCAUUGAGAAUUUUUUUCAGGAGAUUAAUAUAUUAAAGUUUGAACAGGUCGAAAUUAGGUCUUCUGCCUAAUUUAUUUUAAAUUAAAGUUUGAAUAAAAAUAAAAAAAGAACUCUUCAAAAUGAGGAAAAAACAGAAUUGAGCCAACAAAAUUUGAGAAUUUUUUCAAGUUUUUUUUACUCUUAAUUGUUGAUUUACAAAUAUUGUUAAUUAAGAUCAGUACAUUGAUGACUUGUUUAAUCCCAAUUUCAAGGUUGCAGUGGACACAAUCCUUUUGGAGAGCAAUACAACAGCAAAAACAAUUCUGGACCUAAUUCCUAUUGUCAAUAUAACCAAUCUUGUCAUGGGAACUAAGCGGUCGCCUUUCAUAAGGUAAUUCAUUAAGCUACGUUAAAUUUGUAAUCGAAGUUGAAUAUAUUUGUUUAAAAUAUGUUAGGUUAUUUUUCCAUCUUCAUCCUUAGUGUAACUUUUUCAUAUAUUGGUGCAUUUUAAGGGAAACCCCAAGAUCAGCUACAGCAACUUAAUUGAGUCCUGUUUGUUUUUUGAGCACUUGAAUAGUUAUGGUUUUGAUUAAUGGUAAACGGAUUUCAUAGGUCAUAUACCUAGCGAGAAUCGAAUUCUCGGCCUUUUGAUAAUAACUAUCUCUAUUCUAAUUUUCUAACCGCCCCAUUUAACUCUCGUACUCUGUCAAUUUCCAACUUACUUUAACUUUAUAUUGAUCUUUUAUUUUGUCGAAUUACAAUAAUACUUCCGUGAAAUAUUUAUCAAUUGUAGGCAAUUAAGGAGGGGUCAAGGAAAAGGAGAAUAUGUUCAAAAGAAUGCACCUGAUUUUUGUAAGGUUACGCUGGUUUAUAAUGGACAGAAAGUUGAAAAUGGUCCACUUCAGCCAAUAGAGAACUUUGAGAAAAGGAGAAGACCGGAGACUACUCCUCACAACUUUGAACGAAACUUCUUUGAGUGUAUGUGCUUUUCAGGGAAGUCCAAUUGAAAAUUUCAUAAUACAUUUUUUUACUUUGGCUCCAAAACAAUUGUUUUGUUUGUGAUAAAAAAAAAGUAAUUAUUUUGUGACAAACAUAUAAAGAGAAAUUGUUCCUUGAAGGCUAGUGGAUAAACCAAUAUAGAAUUAAUUUAACUUAGUCAGUGAAAAAAAAAAUGAUGAUUUGGUACCUUGUGCAAAUGGUGUAGAAAAGAAAAUAAAUUCCCAACUAGAGUCUAUCUGUAUUUAUCCCCAUUGGACUUUUAUCUAUCAAUUUUACGCUGCAAUUUUUUACUUUCUCGGAGA
Oldenlandia corymbosa var. corymbosa is the source of this 2006-nucleotide messenger RNA. The record is from the annotation of a GenBank genome assembly. Lineage: Eukaryota; Viridiplantae; Streptophyta; Magnoliopsida; Gentianales; Rubiaceae.